CAGACUGCGACUCCAAAAAUGGUGCAUAAGUGUAUAAACAACACAGAUCUCUCCCCUGUCAGCUCCUGCACACUUUGUAUAGCUCUGCAUAGCAGAGCCAUACAAAGCACACACAGCCUCAUAGUAAAACAGCACACAGUUAACCCUUUAAUCGCCCCUCAUGUUAACCCCUUCCUGCCUAGUGCCAUUAGUACAGUGUCAGUGCUUUUUAUUAGCACUGAUCACUGUACUGGUGUCACUGGAGAUGUCAGUGACACCAAGUCAGUUCCCCCCAGUGUCAGAAUGCCUGCCACAGUCCUGCUAUAAGUCGCUGA
Messenger RNA from Staurois parvus, 314 nucleotides. NCBI's taxonomy places the organism in Eukaryota, Metazoa, Chordata, Amphibia, Anura, Ranidae. The record is from the annotation of a GenBank genome assembly.